UAAGUGUGAUAGAUUUUGUAUUUAAAGUAUGUUUGUAUACUUUUUAUGAUUUUGUGAUCAACCUCUUGACCGUCUUUCUUCAGCCUAUUUCGUUUCUCAGAUUUCAUCCAGUUGUUGGAUAAUAUUCAUAUUCAUGGUCAACAACGCACUGUUGAAUAGUCUUUCUGACACUAGACUUAUCGUUACUCUUCGAAGAAGCUUUAUUAGAAAACAUAGGAUCAAGAAGGAAAUUUUAGAGAAACUUGGUAUUACGAAGAUUCACAAAGCAGAGGUUGUACUGGAUGGCGUGAAAGUAUGGAACGACUUGAAAAAGGUUGUUGGUCUUGUUGAAAUUGAGAGAGUUGCAGCUACAGAAGCAGAAAAGAUUGCCCGAGAACGACCUCGACUUCCGAGGCCUUCGUAUCAGAAACCCAAGUUUGUACCCUAUUUUCAGACCACCUCUUCGGAAGCGUCAAGUUCAUGAUAGUGGAAAACUCAUAAUAUGGAAAUAUUUGCACUUGAGAAUGGCUCAUUGUUUUCAACAACUUGGUGUGGAGCUUGAAAGAGUGCUUGUAUAACACUGGGUAGUUUAUUAUUUCUUUAAAAGAUAUUGUAUGAACGAAUAAAGUUUUUCAAGUGUUCCUGUUGAGCAUACUCUAAAAGAAGCCCUUCGUCGUAAGCACAUGGGUUUGUAUCCCCCAUUGGUUGUGUGGGUCGGUUUGUUUUGCGUGUGAACAAAAAGAAGGGCUUCAUAGAGUUCGCACGUAUUAAACCGAAACUAUCGAGCUUAGGGGGCUCAGUAUUCCUAGCUUUGUUUCAUACACCAGUGGUUAGAGACUCAGUACCAAAGUUUUGCUCUUGGGGAUAUAGAAUAAACUCAUAGGGGUCUUUUUCACUUUGUGGCUUGUUUCCCAAAAAGGUGACUCAUAUUUAGACACAUG
Molecule: messenger RNA, 920 nt
Organism: Galdieria sulphuraria
Lineage: Eukaryota; Rhodophyta; Bangiophyceae; Galdieriales; Galdieriaceae
Exons: 2
Coding region: 134-463 (109 amino acids)
Source: RefSeq, a predicted model, not a curated record